UGGAUUCGGCUUUGUUCAUGCUUCUUAAGACAUAAAGGCUAAGUUUCAUAUUUUUGGUUAAUUGCAAUAUUCUUUGGAAAAGAUUUUAGCUCAAUUUCGAUUGUUCUUUUUAAAAUACAUUGUUGUAGCACUCCCUCCUUUUGGAUGGAUGUGUACGUGAGACAAUAAGAUGAGAUUUUCUCAAAAGCAUGCUAUGCUUUUUAAAAACAAAUCCGUUCCAAACAGAGCCGUACUGUAUGUAUGCUACUUCUUGAUAGGUUAGUGGAUAUUUGGCUAUAGAGGAAGGAUGGCUUCAGCUGAAAUAGAGAAUUCCUGCAAGCCUGAAUUUUCUUGGGGUAAAAAGAGAGGCGUUGGUGGAAAGAAGAAAGAGGUUCAGUUUUAUGAAUCGUUUACUUAUGAUGGCGUGGAGUAUGUUUUAUAUGAUUGUGUAUACAUGCAAAAUAAGGAUAGGCAAGCUGAGCCUUACAUUGGUAAGCUCGUUAAAAUCUGGAAAAAUUCUGACAACUCUAAGAAGAUAAAAGUUCAAUGGUUCUUUCGACCAUCGGAGAUUUCAUACUGGCUUGAAAAACUUAGUGUGGUGGCAUCAGAGAAUGAAUUGUUUUUGGCUUCCGGUGAUGGUAAAGGUCUUGCAAAUGUUAAUCCUCUGGAAGCUAUUGUUGGAAAAUGCUUUGUGGUUUGUGUCUCAAGGGAUGACAGGAAUCCAGAACCUUCAGAAGAACAACUUCGUAAUGCUGAUUAUGUAUUUUACCGAUCCUUUGAUGUUGGACAGUGUAGCAUCCUAGAUAAGAUGAAUGAUAAAGUUGGUGGGCUAGAAGUUAGAUUCGUAUUUAACAGACAAGAGAAUGGGAUUGACACUGGUCCCAUACUUGGUUCCAAGCUUAAAGAGAAGGAUAGUAGGAUUUCUGAGGCAUAUGAAGAAACUUUGCAGCAUUUAGGGCAACAGCCGCAUGAGGUGUUGGAAAGCAUAAAAGAAGAUGGAAAUCAUAGUCAUCUGGUUGCAAAAGAAGAUGCAGAAGCUGGGUAUUUACUGUCUAAGGUUGAAACUUUCAAUGGACAUGCAGAAAGUUUUUUGGACCAUUUGAAACCAAGGGUUGGAAAAAGAUCUGCCCCCCUUGUUGAUCAGUUAAAUGGUGAAGUUACCUCCAGCAUUAGUCAGAAGAAUAAUUCAGCUGAUGCUAAUGCUGCAACAAAACAAGUUUCGGAUAGUGUACUACCUGCCAGUAAGGGAGUGGCGGGAGAGAGAUUAGAAUGUGAUCCUCCUAAUUUAGAUGAUAAGUCCUCUAAAAGAGAAAAGCUGGAUGAUCCUGUUAAACUAACAAAAAGCAAGGAGAAGAUUAACAUUGAGCAGUUAACUCCAAAACAGGUUGACUUAAAGAAAUCUAGUCUUGUUUCUGUGGAAGAAAAAACAAAACUUGGUCCAAGAAAGGAUACUGUUGGGUUGGACAAGCGUGGGAAGUUGAUAAAAGAUUCUAAUGUUUUGGAUGAGAGACCUUCAAAGAAACUAAAGGUUCAGGAAUCUGUCAAGUUAUCUGAAGAUAAGGACAAGAAUUAUUUGGAGAAGGAUAAUAGUACAACCAGUGGAAGUAAAGCAAAAGGUUCUCUUGCAGCUGGAAGUUCGGCUGAAGGAACCGGAAAAGCUAUACUUGCUCAAAGUUUAUCUAGGCCGGUCAAGGACACAAAAUUCAGUGAAGAUUCUGGGGCUUUGGGUGACAGACCUUCAAAGAAACUUAAGGUUCAGGAAUCUGUCAAGUUAUUUGAAGAUAAGGACAAGAACAGUUUGGACAGGGCCACAACCAGUGGAAGUAAUGCAAAAGGUCCUCUUUUUGCUGGAAGUUCAACUGAAGCUAUUGGAAGAGCUAAGCUUGCGCAAAAUUCUAAUGGUCCAGAAAAGGACACCAAAUUUAAUGAAGAACCUAAAGCUUUGGAGUACCAACCCUUAAAGAAAGUAAAGGAUAAAGAAUCGAAAUCCGUCAAGUUGUCUGAGGAUAAGAGCAAGAAUAAUUUGGAGAAGGUGAAUAUUACAACUAGUGGAAGUAAUGAAAAAGGUUUUGGAGCUGGAGGUGUGAUUGAAGAUAAAAGAAAAGCUACAGUUGCUCAAAAUUCUGCCUUGAUGGAUGAUGGCCCUUCAAAGGAGAAGCCUAAUGGUAAAGUAAAUGAGCUUAACAAAACUAUAGCUGGGCCUGACAAGAUCCAUACCAAGGAGGAACCUGGAGAAAAGAUGGAAAAACUUAGUAAAAGCUCUAGUAAGUUAGACAAGGGCCCUCCUACAGAGAUGUGCGAGCUAAAGUUAAGUGAGAACAGUAAUGAUUCCGUUGGACUGGAAAAUGGCCCCUCUAUGGUGAAGCCUAAUGCAAAGACUAAUCUACUAAUGAAAAAUCGUUCGGGGAAAGGUCCUUUGGAGGAGAAGCUUGAUGAGAAGAUAAGACCAAACAAAGGCUCAACUAAAAGCUCAAACGCAUUUGUUGAUGAUAAAAUUUAUGGGAAAAUCUUUGACGUCACUCAGAGACCUGAAAAGGGCAAAUGGUUCAAGUCACCUGGUAUCUUUCUGGAAAGGAUGGUUGUAGCACAUGAUGAAGGAAAGUUGGUUCUGCUCCAGAAUUUGGACCCGAGUUUUACGUCGGCAGAGGUAGAGGAUAUUGUUUGGAGCGUAUUUAAGGAAACUUGCACAGCUAAAGUUGUACAGGGAACUGCAAUAUCUAGCCCAUUUUGCGGUCGAGCUCUUGUUAUAUUUAAUUCAGCAGAAGUUGCAGAGAGGGCCGUUAAAGAAUUGAUAGAUGGAUGCUUAAUUAUAUCAAACCAAAGGCCAGUUGUUGGGUGCAUUGCAAAUCUUCCUCAUUUGCGGGGAAAGCUAAGCACUUUUCAUGGCCAUGUAUCUGUUGAUGAGGUUGACAAGAAUAAAACUCAAACUCGGAAAGAUAAGAGAGACGCAAAAUCCUCUUGUCAUAGCUCUCAACCAAAUUCAGUUGCAUAUGAUUUAGGCACAGAAUGGUGCUUACUACAAAAGCGAUCAAACUUUUCGUGGCAAAAGUUACAUAAGGCACAUCAAUUACAGUAUGAGGAGCUUAUGGCUAAGUUUAAACGAAAUUUAGUGAGGGAUGCCUAGUAGGCAAUAACUUCAAUGUAUAGAGUGCUCCUCAUAUAAUGUAUUGUGGAAUAGAAAUUGUCCCUUAUGUCUCUAACUUGUAGAAUUCUCUAGUCUCGUGGUUAUGCAUAAUUCUCUGCCAAUUGUUGAGAGACUUUAGCAUUGAAGUAGUGCGGUGGAAGUGUGGUUGAGGGUGUGUCUGAAUGGGCCUUGGUAAGGACUUGAGCUUGCUCCUCAAGCUAGUUUUUGCUUGGCAUAUUUGCUUUGGCCUGCAAACUUCUGUUUGCUUCCUUUUUCGUGCAUAGGGUUCUUAUAUUCAUAUUGGGAUUUUAGUGUCUGUCAUUGAUAUCCUUUUGAAAUAUGUCAUUUUCUUCUCAAAAACCUAUGUUUUACAUGAGAUCAAAGGGAGUGAAUGGGAAAACUUGUGCUCAAAUGACUUCUAAUGUUUA
This is a messenger RNA of Coffea eugenioides, 3531 nucleotides long. Its product is annotated as protein ANTI-SILENCING 1-like. Gene Ontology annotation, molecular function: chromatin binding; RNA binding. Lineage: Eukaryota; Viridiplantae; Streptophyta; Magnoliopsida; Gentianales; Rubiaceae. The coding region runs from base 287 to 3103 and encodes 938 amino acids. The record is from RefSeq and is a predicted model, not a curated record. The transcript is spliced from 11 exons.